ACAUGUGAUUCAAGUUGAGUGAGGGGAAGAGGAACAAGAUGUACGACUUCUUGUUCCUGCAAAUGCGGUCUAGGAAGGACACUGACGCCAUGUACGUCCGCCGCAGGGACCACAUAUUGGCGUUGCUCGACAACCACCACUUCACCUCCCGCAUGAACGAGAAGACCUUCCUCGAAAGGUUGCAGUCCCUUUACUUUGUCAAGUUCGAGGAGGAGUUGAAGUUCGACAGUUACGCUUCCUUGAUCUCCACUGACGGCGAGGCAACCACCGAUGUCGAGUUCGACGCCAAUGCCAAGGAGGAGGAGAGCGACACCGAGAGCCUCGACCUGCAGUAUGACCCACCUCCGGCGGAGCACGCCCGAGGGUUCUCGUUGGCCGUCUCGGGCGCGGGAUCGGUGUCCAUACCUCGCGAGUCGAAGUCCACUUUCCUCCACCUCGCGAGGAUUUCGGUCCUCCAAAAAGUGAGGGUCGAAAAUGAUAUGUUUGCACCCGACGACUUGUCCGUCGUUUCCACAGUCGGGCGACAGUUCGAUGAGUUUAAGAACAAGUGCUGGUUGGAACUGACGGAGGACGACUACAAGCUCGACACGAGCCCGUCGAAGGGCAUGGUGGACUGGAAAGUGGCCCCUCCCUGUGGGGCGCACGGGAGUUCCGGGGGGGGGGCACCAGGCGGUGAAGGGGACGGGGGUGGCAGUGCGGGGGGUGGCAAAGGAGUCCCGCCUAGUAGGGAGGGCGGCACCACGACACCGGGAGGCAGAGGUGGGGUGGCGGGUUUGGCCGUCGAUCGACAUCCGUCUACUGGCCCCGGACCAGAGCAUGUGACGGCGGUGACGCAGUCCGCCGACCUCCCGACUUCGUCUGCCGGCUCAGCGAGGGAGACAAUGGCAGCCUUGGUUGCUCUAAGUAGCCGCUCGGGUGGAACGUUAAAGUCCGCCGGGAUCCGAACUACGUCGGUUGAGGUGUCACCAAGACGGUCCACCGUGCAGAGCCGGUCGGGGGUGGGGGAGCCGAGCACGAAUCCCAUAAUUGGCAGCGGUGCGGUGAGGGACGGGAAUGCGUCGUCUGAGCGGAAGCGACGACCGCUGGGAUCUACAAGUGCAAGGUCCGGCGACACGGAGACGAUGAAGUCCGCAGAGAUCCGAACUUCUUCAGGGGGGAGGGGUCGGCCAGGGAUUGUCGUACCGUCGGGAGGGGCAACAUGCACGGAGACAGAAGGGUGGUCGUCGGGAUUCAACACGGGUUCCGGAGAAGGGGCUGAAUUUCAUGGAAGGGAAGGAGGGGAGGAAAUGGAGGAAGGGAAGGAAGGGGAAGAAGGGGAGGAAGGGGAGGAAGAAGGGGAAGAAGGGGAGGAGGAGAGGAAGGGGGAGAAGCUGAUUGAAUUGCUUGAAGGAAGAGAGGGUGCCAAAGGGGACAUUGGUAUUGGAGAGGACGAAGGGGAGGACAGUGGGGACGAUGCCGGAUCUGUAGAGUCGUCUGACAAGUUCGAACAACUGUAUGGAGAGCAUCGCGAGGAUGAUGUCGCCAAUGAUGCCACGACAAUGGAGACGGAGACACAAGUGGUUAGCAGCCUUUCUGCAGAGCCUGAAGACUAUAAGGUCCAACCACUCACGUCUGUCGUCCAUUUGCAACACCGGUUUGACGAGGUUUCCGUUGCUAUGACCCCAUCUAAAGCAAGUCGCCGUAUAAGCAUCGAAGAAGUUAUCGACGGUAUCCUCGGCGACCAACACAUGUCCGCGCAUCCAUCCACAACACCUGACGUCGAUGGCAUUAGCAACAUCAAACCUUCCGUGGUAGUUGCCCUCGCUUUCUCGCCACCGAACUCUCCGGUGCUGCUGGCUACCCUCGUCGGCGGAGGGGAAGGCGAGGUCAGGGGAUAACAACAUGUCACGUCCCCUAAAAAAUCAAGGGUCGACACUCAA
Messenger RNA from Chara braunii, 1919 nucleotides. The record is from the annotation of a GenBank genome assembly. Lineage: Eukaryota; Viridiplantae; Streptophyta; Charophyceae; Charales; Characeae.